Cucumis sativus (cucumber) is the source of this 2575-nucleotide messenger RNA. Its product is annotated as 2-succinylbenzoate--CoA ligase, chloroplastic/peroxisomal. Gene Ontology annotation, biological process: fatty acid metabolic process. Bases 262 to 2235 code for a protein of 657 amino acids. Lineage: Eukaryota; Viridiplantae; Streptophyta; Magnoliopsida; Cucurbitales; Cucurbitaceae. The transcript has 11 exons. Gene Ontology annotation, molecular function: medium-chain fatty acid-CoA ligase activity. The record is from RefSeq and is a predicted model, not a curated record.
AAGCAAAUUGUUAUUUGUUGGGGGCUGACCGUUGUCUCAUGCGAAGAGCAAAAAAGAGUGGAUGAAAAAAUGAAUUAAUCUCGUUGUGGUGUGUGAUAGUAGCAGAGUGACCACCCAAUCAAAAAGCAGCAUCAGAUUUCCGAUUUGGCGGUGACCAUUGAAACGCCACAGCCAUGUGAGUUUCAAACAAUCGACGCCCAACCAACCAACCAAACCUCUUCCCUCCUUUCCCAACUUUCCCAACUUUCCCAACUUUCCCAAAUGACCAAUUACUCUCUCCCUCACAUCUGCCAGUGCCUCACCCGCAUAGCCACCGCACCUCGACCUUCCCCACUCACCCUCGCCGCCAACAGACCUCAGACCGGCCAGCAGUUCGUCAACAGCGUCUUCGCGCUCGCCCGAGGCCUGCUUGAUCUCGGUCUCCUUCCGGGAGAUGUUGUUGUCAUUUCUGCUUUCAACAGUGAUUGGUACUUGGAGUGGUUGCUUGCGGUUGCAUUUGUUGGCGCCAUUGCUGCUCCUCUGAAUUACAGAUGGAGCUUCGAAGAGGCACUAUCUGCAAUGGUAGCCGUGCAGCCAGUGAUGUUGGUUAUCGAUGAGGGCGGCUGUCAAUGGUAUUCAAAGCUUCAAAACAAUCACAUACCUUCCUUGAGAUGGCAUGUCUUCAUUGGUUCCCAUCUACCGGGUUAUGACAAGACAAGGGGAGCAUUGACCUCUGAAGAACUGAAGAAGCAUUAUGUAAUAAACAUGCCUCCAAAUUUCCUCCAUGCACCUGAAGGUGUAGCUCUAAUAUGCUUUACUUCAGGAACAACUGGAAGGCCAAAGGGUGUCGCUAUCACACACUCGGCUCUGAUUGUACAGACCCUUGCAAAAGUUGCUAUUGUUGGUUAUAGUGAGGAUGAUGUUUAUUUACAUACUGCUCCUUUGUGUCACAUCGGUGGUUUGUCAUCAGCCAUUGCCAUGCUAAUGCUUGGAGCUCGCCAUAUAUUAAUUCCUAAGUUUGAGGUUAAGUCUGCUGUUGAAGCAAUAGAUCUAUAUGGUGUGACUUCUUUAAUCACUGUCCCAGCGAUGAUGGCUGAUUUAGUUUCUUUAAUCAGGGAAAGAGAUAAUGGCAAAACAAGAGAAAGUGUGAAGAAGAUAUUAAAUGGAGGUGGGGGGCUACCAUUAGAGCUAAUCAAAGAUGCCGUGGGCAUUUUUCCUAGAGCUAAGCUUGUGUCAGCUUACGGGAUGACUGAGACAUGCUCAUCAUUGACCUUCCUGAUGCUUUGCGAUCCAAUGGGAGAAACUUCUGUUCCACACUUCCAGAGUUAUGAGCAUUCAAAAUGUCGUUCAGUAUAUCAACCAGAGGGUGUUUGUGUUGGCAAGCCUGCCCCUCACAUAGAAAUAAAGAUUUCUUUGGAUGGUUCUUCUAAUGUUGGGAGAAUUUUAACAAGAGGACCACAUUUAAUGCUUAGGUACUAUGAUAAAAUUUCUGCAAGGCCAUCAAAUGAUGCCAAUGACGUUUGGUUUGACACAGGCGAUAUUGGCUCAAUAGAUGAUAAUGGUAAUCUGUGGCUUGUUGGACGAUCAAAUGGCAGAAUAAAAAGUGGUGGAGAGAACAUUUACCCCGAGGAGGGGAAUUCUUCUACUAGUUACACUAAUAUUGAUUCAUCUUGUGAAGUAGAUUACACAAAUGAGUUUACCACAAAUGAGAUAUUCAAAGGUCGAGAAGCUCUAAUUAAUUGGACACGAGAGGUUGGAAAGAGAAAGGGAUUGGUUAUAGUCAUAAAGACAUCUGAUGCAGGCGUGAAUGGUAGGAGGCCUAGAAUUUCUUUUGGGUGUGAGAGAAGUGGGAGAUAUAGAAGGAUGUCAAAAUUGGAAGUUUUAGGAGACAAAGGAGCACGCAAGCUUACUGGAACCAAAAAAUGUGGAUGCCCCUUUUUAUUGAAAGGACAAAAGUUGACCACUGAUGAUGAUUGGAUGGUAAAAGUAGUCUGUGGAAUACAUAAUCACGUUGCAAAUAAAAACAUGGAAGGACAUACAUUUGCAGGGAGGUUAUCGCAAGAAGAGAAUGAGAUUUUGAUGAACUUGUCUAACUCAUCAGUCCGUCCUAAAGAUAUAUUGAGUACAUUGAAGAGUCGUGAUGCUCAAAAUGCUAGCACAAUGAAGACUAUAUAUAAUGCUCGUCAUCGACAAAAGAGAGUUGAGAAGAAACAAAAACCAGAUAUGCAAGAACUUUUUGGUGAGUUAGCUACAUAACACUAAAUUGAGGUCCAGAAUUUUAUGAAUUGGUUGUGAGAGUGCUAGACAAGCCGUGUCUAUGAAAUGAGGGCCUCCCAUAAAUCUCGAGUCGAUUUAAGCUCACAAGCAUUGGACAAAUGUAGGUGGAGAGAAUUCUAUUGCAACAUCCGGGAGUUAAACGCUGUGUUGUGAUCGGCAUUCCUGACUCUCGUUUGACAGAGAAGACUGUGGCUUGUGUUCAAUUAGAAGAGGACUGGCAAUGGUAUGAAACCAAUCAUGAACUUCUUCGUGGAAAGAUUAAGCAGCAUCUAUCUAGUGCAAUUCUUCGUGAACAUUGCAUGAAAUGUAACUUAACUGG